GGAAAGUCGCCUUUGCGAUUUCUGGAGAGCGCCCAGCGGGGCCACGGCGUUCUUGCCGGGUCGGUGGUCCAGGGCCGGUGACAGAGAAACGGCUUCCUGGUGCCCCCCCGCCCCUCCCCCUAGGCAGCCCGCACCUCCAGGGCCUGAAGAUGCUGAGAUCGACGUGGAAUUUUCUCAAACGUCACAAAAAGAAAUGUAUCUUCCUGGGCACGGUCCUCGGAGUGCUGUCCAUGCUUCCAACACUGAGAGAGGCCUUAAUGCAGCAACUCAAUUCUGAGAGCCUCACAGCUCUGCUAAAAAACAGGCCUUCAAACAAGUUAGAAAUAUGGGAAGAUCUGAAGAUAAUAAGUUUUACAAGAAGUAUUGUAGCUGUAUAUAGUACAUGUAUGCUGGUGGUUCUUUUGCGAGUCCAAUUAAACAUUAUUGGUGGAUAUAUUUACCUGGAUAAUGCAGCAGUUGGCAAAAAUGGCACUACAGUCCUUGCUCCCCCAGAUGUCCAACAGCAAUAUUUAUCAAGUAUUCAACACCUCCUUGGAGAUGGCCUGACAGAGCUGAUCACUGUCAUUAAACAAGCUGUGCAUAAGACUCUAGGAAGUGUUUCUCUUAAACAUUCUUUGUCCCUUUUGGACUUGGAGCAAAAUCUGAAAGAAAUCAGAAAUCUCGUUGAGGAGCAUAAUUCUUCCUCUUGGACUAAUAACAAUGGAUAUAAAUCUUUAUUAUGCCAUUAUAUGAUGCCAGAUGAAGAAACUCCAUUAGCAGUUCAGGCCUGUGGGCUUUCUCCUAGAGAUGUUACCACUAUUAAAUUACUCAAUGAAACUAGAGACAUGUUGGAAAGUCCAGAUUUUAGUACAGUUUUGAAUACCUGUUUAAACCGAGGUUUUAGUAGACUGCUAGACAAUAUGGCUGAGUUCUUUCGACCUACGGAACAGGACCUGCAGCAUGGGAACUCCAUGAAUAGUCUUUCCAGUGUCAGCCUGCCUUUAGCUAAGAUAAUUCCGAUAGUAAAUGGACAGAUCCAUUCAGUUUGCAGUGAAACACCUAGUCAUUUUGUUCAGGAUCUGUUGAUGAUGGAGCAAGUGAAAGACUUUGCAGCUAAUGUCUACGAAGCUUUUAGUACCUCUCAACAACUGGAGAAAUGACUUUUUCCUUUCAAAAAACCUUCAGUGGAAUUAAUUUACUUUUAAAUAUACACUGAAUAAGUCAACUAUAUAAAUAUAGGGUAAUGAUUUGUUACCAAAAUGCCUAAUAAAAAAUAUUCUGAAAGUCUUCAUUCAUAAUAAAACAGAUUUAUUUGUCAUCUUAAUUUAUUUUUUAAAGUCAUCAACAGACUAACUAGUUUUUGUGGGCAUAUCUGAAUGUACACAGCACACAGAUCAGAAUUUGUUAUACCAUGGAUAUUAGUUCCAAGUGGACUGAAAACUAAAUGUAGAUACUUGUUUUGUAUAAUAUGAAACUCAGUAUACUUUGACAUUGAUACUGAGGUAAAAUCUCUUUGGGAAGUAGGUGUGAAGUUCGGAAAAUAUGCUAUUUAACGAAUCAAAGUUCACUGAACUGCAGCAUACAGUAGUAGAUCAGACUUUCCUCCAGUUACUCCUCAAAGGAAUAAAUUAUGUGUCUUAAAUAUAUUUGAUAGAGGACUUUGCUUUUUAUGGAAAUCAGUGAAUUUAACAACCAUGACCAGCAUUCCUUUUUCUUCACUGUUGUUAACAAUCCUUAGAAAAUUACAUAGUGAUUUAGAGGCUAAAUUGUGUUGAUGCCGUUUACUCACAUAUUAUUUUAACUACAUACUGUCAUUCAUUUGUAUGUAAAUAACUUUAAUAACUUACUUUGUAUUGAUUUUCAGCACAGUGGAUAUUGCAAUAAAAUAUUUUAGUAAAAUA
Messenger RNA from Myotis lucifugus (little brown bat), 1880 nucleotides. RefSeq names its product peroxisomal biogenesis factor 3 (gene PEX3). The coding region runs from base 150 to 1139 and encodes 329 amino acids. Gene Ontology annotation, cellular component: peroxisomal membrane. The record is from RefSeq and is a predicted model, not a curated record. Gene Ontology annotation, biological process: protein import into peroxisome membrane. Gene Ontology annotation, molecular function: protein-macromolecule adaptor activity. The transcript is spliced from 11 exons. Lineage: Eukaryota; Metazoa; Chordata; Mammalia; Chiroptera; Vespertilionidae.